AUGACCGCGAUGGCUCACAUCUCCGGCCACGGGCGGCUGCUUCUGCAGCGCCUCCACCAGCAGCGAGAGAUGGACUUCCUGUGCGACGUCACCAUCAUGGUCAAAGACGUGGAGUUCAGAGCCCACCGCAACAUCCUGGCCGCCUUCAGCAGCUACUUCUCCUCCCAGGCGGAAAAGGGGCAGGAGAUCACCACUCUGGACCCGGACAAGAGCAAGCUCUCGCAGGACAACAAGGGUCUGGUCUCCAUCCCCGAGGGCGAGCCUCCAAACCCGGAGCCCGUCACCCCCGGCGCCAAAGUCUCCGCCCCCCCGGGCGCCACUGGUCAAGACCCCGCCGCCAUUGGUGGCGCCCUGGCGCAGGAUUUUAAGGCGGAACCGUCUCAGUUACCGUUAAGCAGUGGAGAGCCGGUGGGAUUCGAGACGGAAGGCGAGCAUCAAACCAUCAACUCGGACACGCUGCACGCCCUGGUGGAGCAGCUGCGGCCGCAGGCCUCGCCCGCGCAGAGCCUGGAGCAGAUCGUCAUCAUCAGGACCGUGGACGCCGGGGACGCCGCCGCCGCCAAUCAGCAGCCGUGA
Menidia menidia (Atlantic silverside) is the source of this 576-nucleotide messenger RNA. The record is from the annotation of a GenBank genome assembly. NCBI's taxonomy places the organism in Eukaryota, Metazoa, Chordata, Actinopteri, Atheriniformes, Atherinopsidae.